AUGGACCCUUUCACCUCGUUGUACCGCUGCCAGAUUGGCGGCGCAGACAUUAUCUCCUACUCCUACACGGACAUGCCUUGGAAGCUGCUGGGAUGGGACAUUUACUACUUCUUUGUGUACGCGUGGGCGCUGCCCUGGGUGCUCUGGCCCAUGUUCACGUACGGCUCCGGGGAGCUGGAUGAGCUGUAUCCCACGUUCCAGAACCUCUUUUGCGUGUUCAUGCACCUGAUUUUGGCGAUCCUGCAGCUCGGCUUUAUCAUCGCGCUGCCCUUGACCGUGAUUUUACCGGUCUGGGUGGCUACGGGGGGUAUUGGCGCCUUCCUGCUGGGCAACUGGCUGCUCUGCAAGCUCCUCAACGGCACGGGGCGCGAGUUCAGCUCCGACGACGUCUUUGCGGCUGAGUUGCCCGAGCACGCUCAUGAGCAGUGGGUAUUUGUCAAUGGCGUGGCCGUCGGGCGACACUGGUUCAAGAACAACCUAAAUCGUCUAGCAUUGACGUUCAAGCGCCCCGUCCUCGGCAUACACAACGAGACACGCGGCAUUAUCUUUGAUGUCUUUGAGUGUCUUCUCCAGCGCAACUUUUCCUAUGCGACGACAGAUGUGCGCAUCACGUACCGCGUGCUCAAGAACAUUCUCUACGAUCCCAGCAAAUCCAAGGUCGUGCUCAUACUGCACAGCCAGGGCGGCAUCGAAGGCGGUCUGGUUCUGGACUGGCUGUUGCAGGAGUUGCCGCAGGAUCUUCUCAGCAAACUGGAGGUGUAUACCUUUGGCUGCGCGGCGAAUCACUUCAACAACCCGCAUCGCCACGCCUUUGCGCAGAACCUUAUGAAGGAGCAUCCGCGCUCUGCAAUCCACACUAUGCUCACCGAGACGAGCUUCGCCAGCGAACCUCUAGUCGAUGGCCAGAGUGAUAUGAACGCCAAGGACCCCGGGCAAGAGAGCACCCUGAGUCGGGAGAACUCCUUGUCCAGUUCGCGAACGAUGAGCGUGAGUAAAGAUCGGGCUAUUGGCCACAUCGAGCACUACGCGCACUCUACGGACUUUGUCGCCAUAUGGGGCGUCCUGCACUUUGCCACGAACCGUACCAACUCUCCACAGAUCCCACGCUUUCUUGGUCGCCUGUUUGUGCAGUCGACCGGCGGCGGGGGCCACCAGCUCAACCAGCAUUAUCUCGACGGCAUGUUUCCUCUCAAGAGGAAUGACAAGGGGGAGUUCACCGGCGUGGAGGAGGAGAACAACGAGUUCAUGAACGAGGUCGUCAGGCUGGGCGAGGAAGGGGCCGCCAUGAAGAACAUACGCGAGGCGUUUGACAUAACGUACGCUGGCACGGAUGGAUUUGGCACCGGGGAGAGUAGCGAACCUGUGGAGGUGCACGGCGUUGAGCACGGGAAGCGAAGUAUUGUCAAGAGGAAGGAGGUGAGGGUGAAGGAUCUCAGUCGGCUGUGGUUGUACCGCGACGGGAAGAGUCCCAAGGGCGAGAUGCCACCCAUGUUGGUCGGCGAGUAUGGCGUGGCUAGGAACGCGACCAUGUGA
Molecule: messenger RNA, 1533 nt
Organism: Emericellopsis atlantica
Lineage: Eukaryota; Fungi; Ascomycota; Sordariomycetes; Hypocreales; Bionectriaceae
Exons: 1
Coding region: 1-1533 (510 amino acids)
Source: RefSeq, a predicted model, not a curated record